Molecule: messenger RNA, 1090 nt
Organism: Sinocyclocheilus grahami
Lineage: Eukaryota; Metazoa; Chordata; Actinopteri; Cypriniformes; Cyprinidae
Exons: 2
Coding region: 160-1089 (309 amino acids)
Source: RefSeq, a predicted model, not a curated record
CUCGUGAGCAAAGCAUGGCGUAAGUCGCGUUUUUGAGAGCUCCAGCAGAAACGUAAUUAUUUCAAGAGCAAUCGCAGAAAUAAUACAUUCUAAAGGUAUGUGAAAAGGUAAAUGUGAGAUACCGUUGAUGCUUUAAAGACGACAUCAAAAGAUACUAAUAUGACAGCGAAACUCAGAAAAUUCAAGUACGACGGUACCGGGAAUUCGCGGCCUAGCGACUCGACUGGAAAGGGAUCCGUCAACCAAUCCAGCCAAACCCUCUUCUCUCGUCAAGGUGAACACAGUGAAACUGACAUGGACAUAGAUGUGUUGAAAUCCGAAAUCCUGACCUCCAUAAGAGCAGAAAUCGGCUUGAUAAUGCGAUCGGAAAUUAAAGCAGUUCUUGCAGAGGAUUUCGACUAUUUGAAAAACGAGUUACAAAAAAUGAGGUCGGAAAUAGCUAAUAAUGCAUUAGCUAUGCGCACCAAAUUGGACCGAGUGAAUGUUACAAUAAAGGACGUAGAGGAAGGUCUGUCAGCAUGGUCAGAUGAAACUACAACACUGCAAACAAAGGUGACUAAACUUGAGAGCCAAGUGAAAUUUCUCGAGGAGAGCUGUGAAAAUACAGAGGGAAGGAUGAGGAGAAACAAAGUCCGGAUCGUGGGAGUGGCUGAAACUCCAGGCUCAAGUAAUAUGGCAGCGGUAUGCAAAUUGCUUCAAGAAGCGCUUAAUAUCGAAAGAGAACUACAGAUUGACCGCUCCCACCGCAGCCUGACACCUAAACGACCAGGAGGAAAUCCACGAGCCAUUAUUGUUCGCAUGCACUAUUAUCAAGAUCGAGAGGAGAUUUUAAAGAAAACACGAGAGAUGGUGCCACUAAAGUUUAAUGGACACCCAAUAGCCAUCUUCCCCGACUUCACAGCAAAGGUUGCAAAGGCUAAAGCAGCAUUCACAGAGGUGAAAAAGCAUAUCAACAACCGGCCAGACAUUCGCUAUGGAUUCAUCUAUCCUGCCAAAUUGCGGAUCACAUUCAGUGGCGAUCAAAGAGAAUUCAUUGACCCAGAGAAAGCCAUGGCUUUUGUGAUGAACACCAUCACAACAAGUUCAUAAA